CCGAGGAAACGUUGAUUUUCGUCUCUCCCUGAACAUUUACUGCUAAUCUGGUCAGCGAGGUUCGGCUGUGAUGGCUGACUUCAGCAGCAGGGUCAUGACGUCCUCAGAGCAGCUGGCGGUCAGAGGAGGAGCUGCAGGAAAAGCGACGGCGUCCUCAGUCGUGGCGGGAAACGGAAACUGGGAUGGUGCGGGCGGGAUGGACCAGAUCACAGUGGUGAGGAUAGAUGACACCCACAUUGCAGAGGAGCAGUCUCACGUCAGCGGGAAGGUUAAAGAUACCGCCGCCACCGCCGAGUUCUACGAGGUGGAGUACUCGCUGCCUGCGGAGGAGGUGGUCGUGGGAGAGGAAGAGGAGGACAGUGUUUAUGUUAUUGAAUAUUCAAAUCCUGAGGAGGAAGGAGAGAGUUACCAGUUCACCAUGUCUGUGGAUCGAUCGCUCCCGCCCAAAAAGCCGGUUAUUAGACGUCCGGUGGUCAGAGAAAACGCCACAGCUCCGUUACCGGUGAUGUCCAAACCGUCCAGACCGUCGAGGCAGAGACACGAGGUGAGGCAGAAGAGGAAGAUGUCGUCAGAGGAGGAAGUCAAAGAGGAAGAAGUUGUGAGCAACAAGAGUGUGUUAGAGUUCGGAGAGGACUACAGCGACAUGAUGGGCUCAGGGAAACGACAGCUGGUGUGCUCGCUGUGCCCGCCGCCCGGCAGGACCUUCAAGAGGGCGUCAGGUCUGGCCGUACAUUUGAAACAGAUGCACCUCAUGGAGGGGAAGAAGACGUUCUUCUGCACGUCCUGCAAUCAGAGCGUUCGCACUCAAAUCGAACUGGACGCACACACACGCCGCCACGCCAACCAGGACGCCGUCUUCACCUGCCUCCUCUGCCCGGCGGGGACAGAGGAUCAAACCGAGGCGCAGACGACGGGGUUCAAAGGGUCCAGGUGGGGCCUGAAGAAACACCUGGAGAAGGAGCACCCGGGCGUCAUCCCUCGCUGCGACGUCUGUAACAAAGGCUUCAAGACGCUCGUGUCGUACCUCGCCGAUCAGUUCAGGCACGUCGGGGUGUCGCCGUACUACUGCGCCAAGUGUCAGAUCUACGAAAUGACUGAGAGGGGUCUGAGCGUGCACAUCAAGAACCACGACAAGAAGAAGAAGAAGCAGGAGUUGGCUGAAAACCGCCUGCCGGCGAUCGGAGUCUCCGCCCCGGUGGAUAACUCCGCCACGGACGACUCCGACUUCUGACUCUGCAGAGAGUCCAGCCCGGCCUCUUCCUGUCAGCCGCACCAGCUCAGUGACCUCCUCCAAGUCAGACUCAGGUCCCACCGUUAUGCAUCCUGGACUGGUCUGAACUGGACAAGAACACGACUGGUUCUGUGUGCGACCACCUGAGCGUCAGACAGAACCGAGCCUUUAUUUAGUCCAGACUUCUGUUAGAAACCUCCUCCGUGUUUACAUGAUACAUUCAGUGUAAUGUCCUUUAGUCAACUCGUGUCAUCAGCGCAGUACGAGUCAGGUCAGGUCUCUUAUUGUGAAAAACCAUCAGGAGUAUUUAGCAUCAUUAGAACCUUAAAAACCAUUUGACCAUUAUUCCG
Messenger RNA from Seriola dumerili (greater amberjack), 1581 nucleotides. RefSeq names its product myoneurin-like. Lineage: Eukaryota; Metazoa; Chordata; Actinopteri; Carangiformes; Carangidae. Gene Ontology annotation, molecular function: DNA-binding transcription factor activity; RNA polymerase II cis-regulatory region sequence-specific DNA binding. The record is from RefSeq and is a predicted model, not a curated record. Gene Ontology annotation, biological process: regulation of transcription by RNA polymerase II. The transcript has 3 exons. Bases 71 to 1231 code for a protein of 386 amino acids.